GACCCGAUAACCCGCCAGCCAAGGCAAUUGUUAUCCCACUCGCGCGAAGAAUGGGGUGGGCGUGGCUAGCUGGUGGGCUGGGUCGAGACUGUCUGCACGUGACCGGUGACGCGACUUGAGAAGAGGUGACAGGUGCUGCUGAGAUGGCGAAUCAUCUGAAGUUUAUUGCUCGCACAGUGAUGGUGCCCAAUGGAAACGUAGACUUGGCUUACAAGAUGCUCAACAGGAUUCUGACUGUGGAUGGCAUCAUCGACGAAGCGAGGCAGAGGCGAUAUUACGAGAAGCCAUGUAAUAAGAGAAGGAGGGAAAAUUACGAGAACUGUCGCAGGAUCUAUAACUCAGAGAUGGCACACAAAGUCUCCUUCCUCAUGAGGAAGAAUCGGCAGGAUCCUUGGCCUGGGUGUUAAGAAGAGGGAACGUUAUGGACCAUUAAAUUCAGUGACCCUCAAGGACAAUACUGUUUAUGUUAUUGUAUUAUAGAAAGAGAUGUUACUGACAUUGAAAGCAACGUUGUUAUUAAUAUUAUCAAAGAUUCCUAAGCUGGAACACCAAUACGUUUGCCUCCUUUGGGAUAAAAUAAAGGAAAAGAAAAAAAAGGUGUAAGAUUUUGAAUGCUUUUUUCAUGUGUUUCUGAGCAGUUUGUCAAUGAAAACCCUGUGUGAAAACCUGGAAAUGGGACAUAUGCUGCACAUAGUUUACAGUGUAUAAGGCAGCACAUGAAUAAAUAUCUCUGCAAAUACAGAUUAUCACACUGACGACCAAGCUCUGAUGCUGCCAGAUACAAAUUGUUAACUAUUCUCCCUACCAGUGACUUUAAAGGGCAGAUUAUUCAAGGGUCGAAUUGAAAAUUCUAAAUUUUUUAUGGUCAAAAUUGACUA
Messenger RNA from Xenopus laevis (African clawed frog), 878 nucleotides. RefSeq names its product mitochondrial ribosomal protein S21 S homeolog (gene mrps21.S). The record is from RefSeq and is a predicted model, not a curated record. Gene Ontology annotation, molecular function: structural constituent of ribosome. Bases 144 to 407 code for a protein of 87 amino acids. Gene Ontology annotation, biological process: translation. Gene Ontology annotation, cellular component: ribosome; cytoplasm. The transcript is spliced from 3 exons. NCBI's taxonomy places the organism in Eukaryota, Metazoa, Chordata, Amphibia, Anura, Pipidae.